Messenger RNA from Nematostella vectensis (starlet sea anemone), 2341 nucleotides. RefSeq lists its product as uncharacterized. The transcript is spliced from 4 exons. Gene Ontology annotation, molecular function: oligosaccharide binding. Lineage: Eukaryota; Metazoa; Cnidaria; Anthozoa; Actiniaria; Edwardsiidae. The record is from RefSeq and is a predicted model, not a curated record. The coding region runs from base 59 to 1519 and encodes 486 amino acids.
GCGACUCUUGACAUCUCAUCACUGGUUGCUUUUUGAUUCAUUAUAACCUGAGUCUUCAAUGAUAUUGUCAAUUACACUCAUGAUGGAAGGAAGGCAUCUGAUCCUCGCUCUUUUGUUGGUAAUUUUUGCAUCCAUUUCGUCAGAGGCGAAAAAAGUUGAGCGUCACCCUAGACCAGUGAAAAAGAGAAAUGAAAUCUUCCACCCUGCACAACGCCCCUACUUCGCGCCUAACUUUGGAGCACAAUCCAUUCUGCGUCCAUUCUUACCACAGCCACCCCAACGGUCACAGCAAACGUGGACGCUGACGCCAGGAUAUGGCCCUCAGGCGUUCUAUCCCCCUCUGCCCAGACCCCAACCGAUGUCUCCCCAGCCACGAUGGUAUACUCCAGUUCCUAGUACUCCCUUUCCAUUCCGACCAGCUAACCCCGCUAUUCCGACCUCCCCCGUGAACUAUCAGCACAAGCAGAAUGAUGUUGAGACACAUGCGAAACCUUUGCCAACUGUCCCCAUGAAUUACUUGGCACAACCUCAACCGAGGCCGUUGGUGCCAUAUUCACCACCUCCGCUUCCUGUGGUAUACAUGCCAAAUCACCUGGGACUAGUGCCACAACUGGUUCAACCUGCUUCCCAGCCCAGUCCCCCGAAAAAUACCAUGAACCGCUUCCUCAGGACGCAGAGCAUACCUGGGUUCCAGCAAAACGUAUAUCCUCAGCCUCAGACCUUAAUACCUCAGGCUUUGGCCCCAGUUUCUUCGCAGACUAGAAUGUACACAGGAAUACCAGCAUUCCAAGUAGGGGGAUCCUUCUUUCCUUAUGAUGACCCUUUCAAGCAUGAUGAAUCACCGGAUGCAAAAUCCUGUCUUGACUACUUACGGCGUGGCCAGACCAUCAAUGGCGCCUAUGACAUUCUCGACGACGGAGGCAAACUGUACCCGGUCUGGUGUGACUUCACGGGAACAGAACCCUUCAGUGCCACGCCCACUUUUGCAUGGACCCUUGUGAUGUCCCACUCGCUUUUGAACAGGAACAACUCCGCCUUCUGCAAGACCUCCCUCAACGUCAACGAGCCCGUUCAAGAAGACACACCCAACUGGGACGCAUACCGUUUGUCCCUAGAUCGGAUGGACGCGAUCGCGAGUCACUCUACGCACUGGCGCGCAACCGCGGGAUUCCCGCGAUACGGUGGCAUGCGGGAUUAUCGCGACUACAUGCGCGGUAACUUUGAGCAGUUUGACGUUAUGGAGUACGACGGCGCGGGGGAGUGUAAGCCCGUGGAGUAUAUCAACAUCCGCGGGUACCCUGUGGUGCAGACAGAGGCUGCGUUUUGGCAGAGAGACCGGAAGUGGGGGCUUCAUGUUGACACUGGUCACUUCCGGUGCCCCUAUCAGCCGCCAUGGAGUAUCAUUAGCGAAAAUAAUUUUGGGUUUUACUGUGAGGGGGAGGGAGCGAUGAACAGGAAUUUCCGCGGAACUGAGGAUCUUGGCGCUACCACGCAGUGGUGGUUCGGUGGGCAUUUAUAGACACGUUUAGAUCUCAUUGAUAGUGGCUUUCAUCAAAAAAGCAUUUAAAAAACAACUAUGCCAUAUACUAGGCUUGUUUUACUCUGUUCGUGGCCUGUCGUAAUCUGUCCGUGUCUUGUUGUUCCGUUCGUGUCCCGUUGUUCUGUUUGUGACUCUUCGUCAUCUUUGUGGCUUCGCCUUCACAUGUUCGUGUCUCGUCGUCAUCUGUCCGUGUCUCGUCGUUACCUGUUCGUGACUCGUCGUCACCUGUUCGUGUCUCGUCGCCAUAUGUUCGUGUCUCGUCGUCACCCGUUCUUUUUUCGUCGUUCUGUUCGUGUCCUGUUGUCAUCUGUUCGUGUCUCGUCGUCAUCUGUAAGUGUCUCGUCGUCAUCUGUUCGUGUCUCUUCUUCACCAGAUCGUUUCUCGUUGUAAUUUGUUCGUGUCUUUACGUCAUCUGUUCGUGUCUCGUCGUCAUCUCUUUGUGUCUCGUCGUUACCUUUGUAAGUAAUGCAUUAAAUCAAGACAAAUCAAUAGCAAUAAUGUCAUUAAUUUCCGUUUAUUGAGCAACUAACAACCUCUACAACAAAAUUACUGUAAAUAACUAAAUCUAACUAAUAAUAGAUUAUAUACUAAAUCCCCCUAAAAUGAUAAAAAGUAAAUGCAUACUUAGAGUAUAUUAGAAUAAAUCUAAAUACGAUGUUGUUAGCUAAUUCGAAUAUCAAAAUGUAGUUUAUAAAAAGAUAUUUGUUCCUAUGCCCUCCAAAAAGUAUUGGUCAGUUCAAUGUUUGUGUUUUUGUUGUUUUUGUCAAUUAGUCUAAUACUAAUAAAGUCGUCGUCGUCGUC